AUGUCAGUAGUUGCUCAAAGAAAAAAGUUUACCCAAGAUCCCGUUAAACUUUUGAAGUCGAAUCGAGAUUAUGUUACUGGUAUGGAAACUUGUGAAUUUACGUAUGAAUGGACAAUUAAUGGAGUCGAAUAUGACCCGAAAGAAAUUAAAUCACCAAAAUUUUCGUCUCAUUAUUCGGACUUUAACGACGAAUGGGUUUUGAAAAUAGAUCCAAAUAAUUCUAAAUUAAUACGUCGAAUGACAUGUGUUCCAAUGCAAUUACAACCUACAUCAUUCAGUGGAUUCAAUGAUACUUCACAAUUACAAACAAAAUAUGGUGUAAAGUUCUUUGUUAAUGAAAAAGAAUGGGACCGAACGCAAACUAAAGAUGAUUAUACAGCAAUUUUUACUGAUAAACUUUCAAAAAAAGUAUAUUUGCGUAUUGAUUUCUUCGGAUCACUAACUUUGAAAGGUUUAUUGAAUGAUAAACUUUUGCAAAAGCUUCAAUUUAAAAUUUGUUGUAUAAUAAAAAUGUCUAAGAAACUAACAAAUAAUUCUGAUGUCACUUCAAAAUUUACUGCAACACAACAAUUGAGUGCAGACUUGGAAAAACUUUUGUUAAAUGAUAAAUCAACUGAUUUUACCAUUAAAGUGGGUCAAAAAUCAUUUCGUGCAAUCAAAGGCAUUCUUGAAGCACGCAGUCCUGUUUUUGCUGCAAUUGUUAAUAAUGUAAAUGAAAUGAACAAUAAAAGUUAA
Aphidius gifuensis is the source of this 735-nucleotide messenger RNA. RefSeq lists its product as uncharacterized. The coding region runs from base 1 to 735 and encodes 244 amino acids. Lineage: Eukaryota; Metazoa; Arthropoda; Insecta; Hymenoptera; Braconidae. Gene Ontology annotation, molecular function: protein binding. The record is from RefSeq and is a predicted model, not a curated record. The transcript is spliced from 2 exons.